Molecule: messenger RNA, 2205 nt
Organism: Hylaeus volcanicus
Lineage: Eukaryota; Metazoa; Arthropoda; Insecta; Hymenoptera; Colletidae
Product: TBC1 domain family member 20
Exons: 5
Coding region: 224-1645 (473 amino acids)
Biological process (GO): positive regulation of GTPase activity; endoplasmic reticulum to Golgi vesicle-mediated transport
Cellular component (GO): endoplasmic reticulum membrane
Molecular function (GO): GTPase activator activity
Source: RefSeq, a predicted model, not a curated record
AUCUUGGGUCGUGAUAUACUGUCUCAGAGGAAUACACCCAAUGGACCACGUCACGUCGACGUCUGUUCGAUUUCGAUUAAUAAGUAGCUUUCCUUAGAAGUGAGUAACGGUGAUCGAUGCGUGUCACUCUUGACAGGUUGUCGUUCGGUCGUCAUUCCCGGGUAUCAGUUUUAAAUUUUUCGUACCAUGGAACAUUACGAGAAAUUGUUGUUAUGAGCACGUUAUGUCAGAAGUCAUGGAGACCGAAGAGGACGAAAUAUCUGUGGAUACCAGUGCCGCAGGAACACCUACGAAAAUGGCAGUUUCUAUCGAAAAACAUAACCUGAAAGUCAAACGAAGAAAUGUAAACGAAACAGUGAAUGAUGAUAAAGACUCAGACUUUGAAAGUAACGUUCCGCUUUUGAGAACGUCUGAUUCUUCAAGAGCAUGGCACGAUAACAAUAUACCGCGAAUUCCAGAUAUCGCGGAUUUUAGUUCGUCAGGUAAACAGAACGGUGUGUUAAAUAGUGACAACGAUAGUAGUUUAUUAGAAGGUGAUUUUGGUAGUACAGAGACACUGACGAGUAGGGAACGGAUGAAAAUAAGCGUUAUUCGAGGGAGCAUCGUUAAGCCGAACCUGACAUUGGGUGAACUUAGGCUACUGGGUUGCAGCAGCGAGGGGCUUGUUAAUGAUGAAAUACGAAGGGUUCUAUGGCCAAAACUUCUACAACUGUCUGAGGAAAAUGUUCUUUCUACAAAUGGAUUAGAAACAAUACACAAUUGUAUUCCAAACGAAGUCUAUCAACAGAUAUUAAAGGAUGUUGCACGGAGUGGGAGUCAUAUUUCUCAAAAUGCUACACAACAAGAGACAGAUCGCUUUCACAAACAGUUGACACAAUUAAUGUGUUGGGUUCUUCACAGGCAUUCUACAUUAAAUUACUACCAGGGAUAUAACGACAUCGCCGCGACUGUUCUACUUGUAAUGGGUUUAGAAAAGGCUUUAAAUGUAUUGGAAGGCAUUUCGUUAGAAUUUUUAGAAAGAUUUAUGGAAAGAACAAUGGAGAAAGUAAAUCAAGAAUUAUUUUAUAUAUUCGCGCUUUUGGAGCGAGUACAUCCCACUUUGUUGGAACACUUGGAGAACGUAGAAUUAUUUCCGCACUUUGCAUUGGCCGAGUACACGACGUGGUAUGCGCACAAGUAUGCGGAAAAUAGAAAAUUGUUACACAGAUUAUUCGAUUACUUUCUUGGCAGUCCUCCAUUAAUGCCUCUUUAUCUAAGCACUGUGAUCGUAGCACAUAGAGCAACAGAAAUUUUUAAUACUACGCCCGACAUGGGUCAUACGCAUAAAGUUUUGUGUACUUUGCCAGAUGACUUGCCUUUUGAAACGCUUUUAGACGAAGCAAAAAAAUUAUAUCGUCAGUAUCCUCCCGAGUCUAUAAGUAACGAUGUUACAGAAUACGAUCAAAAGAGAAAGUGCAAGGAACAAGAAUGGAAAACAAAAGCGGAAGCAAGUCGUCAAGAAAGAGAGAGACAACGUAAACUUAGAAUUGUGCAAUCGACACCGAGAAUACCAUACCGUAUUAGAAGUUACAAAACUAUCACGGUGGUAACAAUUUUGGCCCUAGGUUUAUAUGCCUUUCUAAAAUCUUCUUCUGGUCUCAACUGACAUUAGAAGAAUUUACUUUAUUUAGAAAGUAAAUUCUUUUACAUUUUGUUGUUUUUGUUCUGGAAACAAAACAUUAUUUGUAUACAUCCAACAUGGAAUACAGAGUUAUAAAAAAUUAAUGGGCAUACGAAUAUAACGGAAGGAUGUAACGAUACAAAUAUAUACGUGAUUAAGAAUUAUUGAUAAACUUAUACGACGAAGAUUAAACGAACCCGUCUUUUUUCUAUUGUAUAACAAAAAGCAUCUUAAGCAUUCCUGUGCUAUCCUCAACUGUGUUCUUAAAUACUCCGAUAUGAACUUUUUGUGCAUAUACGUUUACUGUAUUAGAAUUAUAAAUAAAAGGUGCACAUGCUUACAAGAAAAAAAUACUUCGAAAAUAAGAACAUUGUGAAUGAUAAGAUAAGGCUUAGAGUAUGAUGGAUGUAUUUGUGGUUUAGAUUGUAACCGUGUCUUUACAAUCUGUGAUGCAACAAUUGUGCGUAUAUUUAUUUAAAUUUAUGAACAAAAACCAACCUACAGCAACAGAUAGAUCUUCUUAAUAAAAGAACUUAAUUUUUCAA